AUGGCCCACGAUGUCAGGAACCUCGCGGUCGCGCCAGCUGUCGCGCUGCUGUUGGUCGCCGCGCAUCUCAUCAGCUCCGCCGCCGCCUUUCGUAUCAAGCCUCUCGAGCCCCUCUCAGGCGCGGUGCGCAUCAACUGCGGCAGCAGCGAGGCGCUGACUAUCAACGGCCACCAGUGGCGCGCCGAUGCCUUCUACGACGGGGGGAGGCCCUUCCGCAUCCCCCCCACCCCUCCCCUCUCCUCCCCUCGCCUCGCCUCGCCCGUGGAGGCCACCCUGCGCGCCUUCCCCGACGUGAACAGCAACGGCGGCUGCUACACCGUCCCUCUCCCCCGUGACGCGCGCUACCUGGUGCGCGUGGGCGUGGCCUACCGCAACUACGAUGGCGCGCACCGCCCGCCCGCCUUCCACAUGGCCGUCAACGGGCUCAUCCUCAAGACAGUCGUCAUGGCCGCCACGGAGCAGCAGUACCCGCUCUCCGCCUUCUACUCCGAGUUCGUCGCCUUCGCCCGCCAGGGGCGCAUCUCUGUGUGCGUGCUGCCGCUGCUGGGCGUGGUGGCGGCGCCCCCCCAGGUGAACUCGCUCGAGCUGCUGCCCGUUCACGCCCUCGCGUACGAUGCGGCGGUGACUGGCAGGGACGUGGUGGUGGUGCCGCUGCUGCGCCACAACCUGGGCGCCACACGGAUGGUGGGUGGUGGGCCAGAAGGCUGGGCAGGGGGCGGGGUCCCUUGGGUGCAGGAAGGCAGGAUGGGAGCGGGGAGCGCAGUGGGAGGGACAGUGGGGAGGGUGGCGGAGCUGGAAGGUGAAGAGGCUGAAACAGCGAAUGAGGGAGGGGUGGAUGGAGGGAAAGGAGAGGUGGGGCGGGCAGCUGAAUUGAACGAAGGGGGGAGGGGGUUGCUGGAGGAGGUGGAGGGGAAGGAGCACGAGGGUGGAAUGGGUGAGGGGGGAUGGGCGCAGGAGGACACGGCGUACAGGAUGUGGGGGCGCGACUUAGCUCCCGCAUGGGGCGCCGUGCCUGGUAGCAUGGCUGUGCCGUCGGAUGCUGGUAGUGAUGCCAGUGGUGGCAGCAGCAGCAGCAGCGUUGGGUCGAAUGCAACACUGACGGAUGGCAACCAUUGGGUUACCCGUGGACAUCCGUUUAAAGUGGUAACCACCUCCAGUCACAUUGCUGGUGCUGACGUGGCACCGGACUACAUUCCUUCCACGGUGUUCCAGUCAGCGUGGGAGGGAGCAUUGGAGGAGCGGGCAGGCGAUGGGAGAGCGGAAAGUGGGGGCGGGCAGCCUGAGUGGGGGGGCAGGAGAGGAGGAGGGCUGGUGUGCUGGGCCAACAGCACCAGAGGUGGCAGCAGUGGGGGGUCAGAGACGUGCGUGGGGUCGGUGGGGUUCGCAGUGCGAGUGGAUCCGGUGAAUCUGCUGGACGUGCUCUGCCUGCGCCCCUUCUUCGCUGAGCUCGACCCCCUCGUGCGCCCCGGUGACCGGCGCUUCGACAUCCGCCUCGGCGCCAUGAGCGUGCUGGGCGUGCGGCGGGGGCAGGGGGAGGGGGAGGGGGAGGGGGAGGGGGAAGACGAGGAGGCAGGGGGUGAGUGGAAGUGGAAGGAGACGGUGGGGGAAGGGAAAGGGGAGAGGGGGAGAGGAGAUUCGAGAAAGGAGGGAGUGAGAAGGGUGGAAGAGAGAGAAGAGGGGGAGGAGGAGAAAGCAGGGAGUGAGGAUGAUGAGGGCAAGGCAGCAAGCAGAGGCGGCGCCACGGAAGGGAUCAGAGCAACGAGGGUGGAGGCGGGCCGGGAGUCCUCGCAGGGGGGUGGAGGCGCGGUGAGAUGGCAGGGGCGCGGGGAAAGGCUUCAACGGCUGAGCUCUCGCAUGGACAGGGAAAGUGGUGUGGAGGGCGAAGGAGUGGAGGAAGGUAAGGGAGGGCACAUGAUGGACACUGAGAAGGAGAGAGAGGAGGAUGACGGUAGUGGGAGGAGAAAGCUUCUGCAGCAUUGGGAAGGAGCUAGAGAAGGUCGUACAAGGGCGAAUGCGGGGCGUGAGAGUCAGGAGUCGAAGCAGCACUCGUUCAAGGCACGGAGGAGGAAAGGCGAGAGAGCAGAGGAGAGGAGGAGGAGGGUGGGAGUGGAGCACAUAGCCCACACGGGGCUGGACGGGCGGCAGCCGGUGGUGCAUGGCAACGUGGUGCUGGACGCCCUCAAGAGCAUCAGUGAGAGCGGUGAGUUCGACACGGGUGGCGGCGUGGGCACGCCCGUCAACUGGUACCGCUCCUUCCUCGACUUCCGCCUCCAUGACUUCCUCUUUGGCCCGCAGCCACGCCCGUGGAAGCAGGAGCGCCUGCAGCUGCUGCGGUCCAAGCAACCGCAGGUGGUGGGGCACCGGGAGGGGCAGCAUGAGAAGCAGGCGGAAGAGCAGAUGGAGGAGGAGGGGGAGGAUGUGUUUGAUCGGAGCAACCCGCUGUUCGCCCGGGACUGGAGCCGGACAGGCUUUGACAUCCUGGUGGCGGCCAACGGGUCCCACGACCGCGCUGUGGUGGUGCCGGUGUGCUUCAACUUCACGCGCUACGCCGAGCAGUACGGCCCCGACCUGGCGCUGCUGCUCACCCCCAUGCGCGGGUCCAAGAGGCCGCCUCUGCUGGCGGGCGUGGAGGUGGUGGAGAUUGUGAGGACGCCCCCUGCCGGCCACGUGCCCCGCGGCUACCUGCCCAACGACAUAGCAGCCGUGAUAGUGCUGCUCGCCCUCGCCUACAUCGCCCUCAAGCUCGCCCCGCACUGCCGCGCCUCCGCCUCUCAUUUCCCCUCCGCAUACAUCCCCUUCACACGACUCCUCUCAGGACCAGCUAAAGACCAGCACAGCCAAUGA
This is a messenger RNA of Closterium sp. NIES-65, 2844 nucleotides long. Lineage: Eukaryota; Viridiplantae; Streptophyta; Zygnematophyceae; Desmidiales; Closteriaceae. The record is from the annotation of a GenBank genome assembly.